GGCGCCUUUCCCUCCGACGAGUCUUAUCGUGCUAGUGCUUAGCCUACCGAUGUCUCCAAAGUACGUGCUCAUCGUCCUUGUUUGCCUGCUAUCGUUGGCACUCUUUGCCUCCGGCCAGUCAUACGCAGGCAACUACAAGUACGGGUACAAGAGACGACGACGCAGCCAGCGCCGGAGCAGCCAAAGGGGCAGAGGGGCGGGCCGGGGGAGCAAGACCCUGCGCGACAGGCUGAGGUACCGGCCCUAUGAGAGCCCCAGCAGCCCCGACUUCGACUGGAGCUCGUAUGCGUUCGGGAGGCCGGGUGGCCGGGGAGUGACCUUGUAAGCAGCGCCAAGGAUGGACGAGGCAGCAGACAGACAGACAGACAGACAGACAGACAGACAAGCACACUACUCACGGUCGCAUGCAGGCAAACUCUGCUCAUGGUGUGUCUGUGUGUGUUUCUGUGUCUGUCUCCGCGUGUGUGUCUGCCUUCUUUUCAGUGGCGCAGGAGGGCGGUCUGCGCGCGUGGUAAGCGUUCUUCCGGCAGCUCAGCUCGCUGCACGCAGGCCGCGUUGGUCUCAUUUUUUUGGUUUGUUGUAUGUGUGCCCCCGUAGGCUGUUCCGGCCAACUGCGUGCCGAAGCACGGGCUUCUGUCCAUUCGCAAGAUCGCCGCCUCCUUCCGGGCCGACCCCAAUGUGUACAGGAGAGAGCUCGACUGCCGGGGGGCGGCCAGCGGGACACGAUACUACAACGCACCUGGCGGAUUCUGACACACGGACCGACCGACGGACUGACUGACAAACUGAUGGAAUGGACAUGUUGGGUGUGUGAGACAGGGCGUUGUCGCUGUUCUGUCGUUUUCCUGUUUCCCUACAAACAUGAUGCAGACAGAUGCCAGGCAGCCAGCCUUCAGACGGCCAUACGCUACGCCUGAGACACGUGAGAGAGUGCAAGCUUGGCUAUCAGUCGGCCGGCGGGUGGUCGGCCUUUUUUUCAGUGUGUCGAUGCAUGGUGAGCCAGGCGGGCCUCAGAGACGCCAUUCCUGCAUUGAUUGCCUGGAUAAAUGUCGCCGUUACUAACAUGGGGUGGGG
Messenger RNA from Vitrella brassicaformis, 1074 nucleotides. NCBI's taxonomy places the organism in Eukaryota, Vitrellaceae. The record is from the annotation of a GenBank genome assembly.